AUGUCAGUUGUAUUAUUCCAGAAUUAUGGAAGCACAGCUUUAAUUGAGGCGGCCGAGAGUGGACACCUUGAGGUUACACAUCUCUUACUUGACAGAGGAUGUGAUAAAGACCAAACAACUUAUUUUGAUAAAAGGACAGCUUUAAUGAAGGCGGCCGCGGGAGGACACCUGGAGGUUACACGUCUCUUACUUGACAGAGGAUGUGAUAAAAACUGCACAGAUAGUGACGGAAGAACAUCAUUACAUUUUGCUGCUGAGGAAGGAUAUCUUGCGGUAACAAAAUGUCUGAUAGAUGAAGGGUGUAGUCCCUGGACUAAGACACACACGGGUAAGACUCCCUAUGAUCUGGCAGCAAACGAAAAGAAUCAAGACGUGGUGGACUUCCUGGAGACUGUCAUGCCAGAAAAAUUCCCUGUGAAACUGCCUCCUCCAUUGCCUCCAAGGAGGCAACAAAAGCAUACAACAUUUGAUGAAGAUCUCAUUCAGACAGGGAAAAAGUCUGCUAUGUUAAACAGGUUACUUGGCAGUGGAACAUAUGAUUCCUAUGACAUGCGCUGUAUGGUCACAGGUCAGUUUGGGGUCGGAAAAUCGACUCUUGUCAAGCUCUUAGCUGGUGAUGUCGUCCCAGAAGGAAGACAUCCUACAGAUGGAAUUUCCCUAAUAGAAGGUCGCUGUGGCCUCGAUGUUGAAACCAAAAGCUGGAUUUAUAUUGAUCCAGAAACUUAUGAUGCCUUGGAUGUUGUUUACAAUAAGGUAUUAAUGACAUCAGUAGAAGAGGACAAAAGACAAGAAGUGAUAACACCCAAAAAACAACAUUUACAGCACUCAAAUCAUGUUAGAAGAGAUGAUAAAGGAAUGACAGGUGGACCUUCCCAACAGCCUCUAUCAGCCAAAUCGUUGUCACCCAAAGAAUCUGACAGUGUGUCCCAUAGAACACCAGAGAAGAAAACACAUAUGAAAUCUAAAAUGACGAGAGAAGAAAUAAGAAAGAAAAUGGAAAAAGUCCUUAAAAGCGGAAACUACAAGAUGAAAGUUGGAAGACUUAUAUUUUGGGACUUCGGUGGACAGUAUGUCUAUUUUACCACACACCAAACCUUCAUGACUUUCAGGGCUUUGUUUCUUGUGAUAUUUGACGGAAGCAAAGGAUUACAUGAGCUAGUCCCUGAUGUUCUGUGUUUUCCAGGGCAGCACCUGUCACCAACCCCAGCAGUAUUUUUGCAACAUUGGGUUAACGCAAUCUUAACCUAUUGUAAGGCAGUAUAUGCAGGUAUUCCUAAGAUCUUAUUUGUUGCCACUCACAAAGACAGAGUACCAGUGGAAGAAGUUGAGACUAGACGUGAACUGUUGUAUAGUGGAGUAAGGGAAUUGUUUGAAGACCAUGAGGGACGACAUCAUCUGGUGUUUGACAAACAAAUAUUUGUCAAUGCUAGGGAUAAUACAGAUCCAGAGAUAGAUGUCCUGAAGCAAAGCAUCACAGAACUUACUUUUGAACAUCCGUGUUGGGGAGAACAAAUGCCCAAUGCGUGUGUUCCUCUGGAAUUGGAGAUUGCUGAGCUGGUAGCAGAAGGAAAACAAAUCUUGUCAUUGAAGGAUGUAGAAGAAUUGAAUGUUAUAAGCAAGGUGUCUGUACUGUCCCCUGACCAACUCAAAGAUUUCCUUCAAUUCCACCACUCCUUGGGGAAGAUUGUGUACUUUGAUACUCCACAGCUUAAAGAUAGCGUUAUCAUAAACCCCUUACUCAUAGUGGAGGUCAUGAGAUCCUUUGUGACAGACAUAGGAUUUUGGCCAACAGAAGAACAAUUGCAGAAAACGUUCGAACAAAUGUCAGUAAAUGGGAUCAUACGACGAGGGGACCUGUACCUUAUUUGGGAACAGAAGGACUUCAAGGCAAUUUUACCAUUCAAAGAAUUUAUAUUCGACUUGCUGAUACAUUUGGAUAUUUUGGCAGAGCAACGGAGAUAUGAUACAACUACAGGAAGUCGGUUACCAAUUGACAAAUUCUUUGUUCCCUGUAUGGUUACAGAGAGAAACACCACCAGCUUCAUGGACAAAGAAUGUACACCAGAGAGAGCUAUAUGCUUAGCGUUUCUUUUCAAAGGGACUAUGAUACCACCAGCUCUACCAAAUCGUCUUAUUAGUGCAUGUCUGAGCAUGUGGACUCUAAAGCAGUACGAGGGACGAAAGCUCCUGUUUUCAGGAUUUAUUGGUUUAUCAUUUGACAAGUCACAUGAUAUUGUUGUAUGCGUUGAAGGCAACAAGAUUCUUCUUUACAUCAUUCACAGAACCUCCUCCGGAUUAAUGGUACCUGAUAUAGCUACAGGUGUUAAGGAAUGCUUGGUUACAACAAUGGAAAGAAUCUCAGAUUUCUAUCAGUCCACAGUUCAUGCAAAACACAGUCAAAAAUCACCUUUCCAUAUCGAAUAUUCAUGUUCCAAGAUGCAGUGCUUCAUCAGAGGGGAUGAAGCUCUGCAGACCAAUAAAUGGGUUUGUGACGAACAUAAACUUACCCACAAAACAGGACACUGGCUUGUUUGGAAUCAAGAUCAGACAACAGAAGAGUGUGAAGAAGAUUGCCAAGGUUUAAAUUGUGACGCUUUGAACAAGACACCAAGUGAUAUUGAACUCUUGCGUUUUUCAAACCACUGCGAAUCAAAUAAAAUGCACGAAUUAGUCACACAUCUUGGAAUGCUUAGGAAAUGGAAAGAUAUCGAAUACAAUCAUCCUAAAGAUAUACAGGUUGCCAAAUUUUUGCUGUUAUCAAAGUGGAAAGAGAUGAAAAAUAAAUGCAAUUUCAAAACUUUGUCAGAAGCUCUGAUCAGCAUGGAUAUAUCAACACACGUGUUGUGUCAAGUAAGAAGAGUCAUAAAAGCAGAAAUAGAUAUUCCAGCCGACUACUUGGACUGUAUCCCAACAGAUGAGAUUCUAGAUACAUUAGCCCCCCUGAUUGGUCAGGUUUUUCUUCAACUUGGGACUGAAAUUGGGCUAUCCAUUCCAACCCUGGAAAAUAUACAGAGUAAUAAUCCUUCAGACUUAGCAGAACAGAAUAGGAUCGUAUUAUUGAAGUGGAGAGAAGAUCGACAUGUCAAACCAACAAUACGGGUCCUUAUGCAGGCUUUGUACAACAUAGGGAGAGGUGCACGUUGUUUAGAAGAAGUUUUAAAGAACGUUGAUCUUGGCACUCUUAUAGUUUCACAACAAUCGACAAAUAAAGGUGCAAUUCCAAAGAAACUAAAAGUAGAACCAGCGCAGAUACCACAGACUCGACGAAAGGUGUCAAAGAAAUGUUCAAUAAUUUAAAAGUAGACACUUCAAGAGAAUGGCCAGAACAGGUACCCAAGACUCUGUGAACGGGUUUAAAGAAAUGUUAAAUAGCUUAAAAGUAGGCACAUUAAGAGAAUGGUCAGAAUAAUUGUGUAAUUCGGAAUAGAAUAUAUACUACAGGAAAAUAAUGAAAGCUAUUAAACAAAUCUGAUUCUCAUUGUUUCAAAAUUUUGUCAUUUUGUUAGUCUUUGCAUUUUAUUCAAUUUGUAUAAUAUAUUUUUUUUAUGUUUAUGUAAGAACAAGUUCUGUAAAAGAAAAACAGUCAUAAUUCUACUUUCUUUUCCACAACAAUCAUUUCUAAAAGGCAUUCAAAUGUUUCAUCAUCUAUUAUGCGAUGUGUUUUGCUAUAACCUUUACUAAUAUUUAUCUUAAAAAUUCAUAACGGAAAAUCAUUUAUCUGAAAGAAAUGCACUUUUAUAAACCUGUGGUCCCGGGUCAAAACUGACAUGCGGGUUGUAUUUUGAUGAGACAGGAACCUAAAGUCAAAAAUAUACGAAAGGAUAACUCCAAUUUCCAUUCAGUUGGGAAAAAAAAAUAUUCUGAAAAAUUGUAAUUAUUUUGUAAAAAUCAGCCAAUAUACUGUGCAUCCAUAAAUGUUCGUUGAAAACCAAUUUUCGUGGAUAUUUUUGGGUACAGGAAAUGACUUCAUAAGUCUGUUUAACUUGUGUCGAAUCCAAUUUGUACUUGAACAAAAAGAAUAUUAUUAAACUGAACAGGAAAACAACGAAUUUAAAACUCCAACGACUCACAAACUUUCCAAAUUAUCUUUGGGACUAUCAACAUUAAAUGAAUCAAAUAGAGCAGGCAAGACAUUUCAGUGUGUACAUUCUUGUUUAAUGAAAUCAUGUAAAUCUUUUGAAAUAAAAUG
Messenger RNA from Mytilus trossulus (common blue mussel), 4189 nucleotides. RefSeq lists its product as uncharacterized. NCBI's taxonomy places the organism in Eukaryota, Metazoa, Mollusca, Bivalvia, Mytilida, Mytilidae. Bases 1 to 3297 code for a protein of 1098 amino acids. The transcript is spliced from 14 exons. Gene Ontology annotation, biological process: positive regulation of transcription by RNA polymerase II; signal transduction. Gene Ontology annotation, molecular function: transcription cis-regulatory region binding; protein binding. Gene Ontology annotation, cellular component: nucleus. The record is from RefSeq and is a predicted model, not a curated record.